This is a messenger RNA of Gamsiella multidivaricata, 609 nucleotides long. RefSeq lists its product as uncharacterized. The transcript has 3 exons. Lineage: Eukaryota; Fungi; Mortierellomycota; Mortierellomycetes; Mortierellales; Mortierellaceae. The coding region runs from base 1 to 609 and encodes 202 amino acids. The record is from RefSeq and is a predicted model, not a curated record.
AUGGGCGCUACCGUUUUACCUACCUCCUUCCAAGUCCCUGCUGCCGGCGACACCGCUGUCGUCGCCCCUACCGCCGCUCUCCUCCCCGCCUGCAGAUAUCCCUCUUCUCCGACCUUCACAGGCGUGCGCGAUGGUUUCGCGUGCGAGACUUGGCUCACCCAGGUUCGACGUUUUUUUCGCGGUGCACAAAUUCUGGAUGUAAACCGCACUGUCACCGCUAUUGCCGACCUGGGUGAAGCUGGCCUCCUACGGUGGGACGGCCAAUACCGUUCGGACACCGACUGGCUCGACUUCGAAAAGGCUUUCCGCGAGGAGUUCCGCCCUGCUGGUUUCCAUGAGCGCAUACGAGCGUUGUUGUUCUCAAUCAAGAUGACCUCCACAGUGGCCGUGAACAUCACAUUUACCCUGAACAAUGCUGACGCUCUCGGCGUCCUUCCGACAGCACAGAGCAUCAUGGACUGGCGCACCCAACCAUCAGGAGAAAUCGCACGAGGAUUUGCGAGUGUUGGUCUUUUUUCAACAGAUCAGAUCAUGGAUGAAGGAUUGGAGGCGACGAUCACCGGCGUAGCUUCAUCAGCCAGUGGAUUGCAGCAGAACGAUGCAGGAUAG